AUGGAUUCCUUCCAGAAAUGCAUAUAUAAGGGCUACACACUUUAUCCGAACACCGAUAUCCCAAAACUGGAGAGUGGAGUCUUGGAGAAAUUUCUCCGCAAAGAUGACAUAAUUGUGCAAGGGUUUCCCAAGUCUGGUAACACCUGGAUGAUAUUCUUACUGCAAGAAUUAUACCCCGAUUUGAAUGUGUUUCAGCACGGUGGCAAGAAAGUGCCUCCAAUGCUAGAGUGGCUCUUAGUAGACCCCAGUGUGCUCGGAGAGGCCGACCCACCGCUGCUUAGAGGACUGAAACUGUUUCAAACAGACCCUGGCGUGACGUUAUCGCCACGUCUUAUCAAAUCACACUUCCCAUACGAAGUAUUUCCAAAGCAAGCACUACUGACUGGUACCAAAGUAAUAUACAUCGCUCGUAAUCCUAAAGAUGUCGUCACUAUCACUGGAUGA
This is a messenger RNA of Saccoglossus kowalevskii, 444 nucleotides long. Its product is annotated as sulfotransferase 1A3-like. The record is from RefSeq and is a predicted model, not a curated record. NCBI's taxonomy places the organism in Eukaryota, Metazoa, Hemichordata, Enteropneusta, Harrimaniidae. Gene Ontology annotation, molecular function: sulfotransferase activity.